AAUAAUCUUUAAAAAAAUAUUUUAUGGACUCUUAUUGCAUUUUUUUUCAGCAGGCGGUGCUCCCGAAAUCCUGCCGCUUCCUUCUCAUCAUUCCUGUCUCGUAUUUACACACAGAGCCGAGCAGCAAACCUCGCUGUGCGCUCUCAAAUAAACGCUCUUAUCAUAUUCAUAACACAGCAUGAUGAACAUGGCCUCCACACCAAGCGAGAAGAUAUCAGGACCCAAGAAGAAAAGCGAGAAGAAGAUUGCGUCCAAAGAGGAGUACAGGUUAUUGUCCAACAUCAUGGGAGUGAUGAAUAACUUGAGGAAACAGGGAAUCCUGUGUGACGUGAUUCUGGUGGUGCAGGGAAAGCACAUCCUGGCACACAGAGUGGUGCUGGCCGCCGCCAGCCACUUCUUCAACCUCAUGUUCACAUCGAGUAUGAUGGAGGCCACCAGUCACGAGGUGGAGCUUGGUGGAGCAGAACCGGAGAUCAUCGAGCUGCUGGUGGAGUUCGUCUACACGGCUCGAAUCUCAGUGAACAGUAAUAACGUUCAGUCUCUGCUGAACGCCGCUAACCAGUACCAGAUUGAACCGGUCAAGAAAAUGUGUGUGGAUUUCCUGAAGGACCAGGUGGACCCCACCAACUGUCUGGGCAUCAGCGCAUUGGCCGAGUGUCUGAACUGUCCUGAGCUGAAGGUGGCGGCUGAUGAUUUCAUCCACCAGCACUUCACAGACGUCUACAAGAUGGACGAGUUUCUCCAGCUGGACGUGAAACAGGUGACGCACCUGCUCCAGCAGGACACGCUGACCGUCCGAGCCGAAGACCAGAUCUACGACGCAGCGGUGCGGUGGCUGAAGUACGACGUCUUGAAUCGACAGCAGUACAUGGUAGACAUUCUGGGGAAGGUUCGAUUCCCCCUCGUAUCCAAAAACUUCCUCAGUAAGACCGUUCAAGCCGAACCGCUGAUCCAGGACAACCCCGAGUGCCUGAAAAUGGUCAUCUGUGGCAUGCGUUAUCAUCUUCUGUCUCCAGAGGACCGUGAGGAGCUCGGGGAGAGCAGUCGACCACGCCGCAAGAAGCACGAUUACCGCAUCGCUCUGUUCGGAGGCUCACAGCCGCAGUCCUGCCGCUACUUUAACCCGAAGGAUUACAGUUGGACGGACAUCCGCUGCCCCUUUGAGAAGCGACGGGACGCCGCGUCUGUGUUCUGGGACAAUGUGGUUUAUAUCCUGGGCGGCUCUCAGCUCUUCCCCAUCAAACGGAUGGACUGCUAUAAUGUGGUGAAAGACAGCUGGUACUCCAAACUCGGACCCCCGAACCCGCGGGACAGUCUGGCCGCCUGCGCCUCCAAAGGGAAGAUCUACACCUCCGGAGGGUCGGAAGUGGGAAGUUCAGCUCUGAAUCUGUUCGAGUGCUACGACACGCGCUCAGAGACGUGGCAGACGAAGCCCAACAUGCUGAUGCCGCGCUGCAGUCACGGCUCGGUGGAGGCCAGCGGUCUCAUCUACGUCUGCGGAGGAAGUCUGGGAAACAACGUGUCCGGCAGAGUCCUCAACGACUGCGAGGUGUACGACCCCAACUCUGAAGAGUACGUCUGUGUCCAAAACACAGCGAUUAAUCCACACUAUGUGACGGUGAUGUUUCUCUCAGGCGGGCUGGACUCGGUGGAGUACUACGAGAUCGGCAGUAACGAGUGGAAGAUGGCGUCUCCGAUGCCGUGGCGCGGCGUGACGGUGAAGUGUGCGGCCGUGGGCUCCGUCAUCUACGUUCUGGCCGGGUUUCAGGGGGUCGGCCGUCUGGGGCACAUUAUGGAGUAUUACACAGAGACCGACAAAUGGGUGGUUUCCAGUAAAGUCCGCGCGUUUCCCGUCACCAGCUGCCUCAUCUGUCUGGUGGACACCUGCGGCGCCAAUGAAGAGGACAUGAAUUCAACCUCUUCUUCCUCAUCAUCAUCAUUGGCGGAUGGAAGAAUGUAGCAUUGCUUUCAGAGCAUAUAGAUGAUACAAAACCACUGGAAACACAAAGCAGAGAACAGACUGGGUCCUCAUUGUGCCAAGACGUUCACUGUGUUAUGUUCACCAGAUUACGGUUUGUGUCUUUAGUGCAGAUGCAGAUGUGAAGAGCUUGUGCCGCUUAGAUUGAACCGAUAAGGUUUACUUUAAACAUUAUUUUUUUGUUGAGAUAGGACUGCUUUUGUCUUUAUGUCCACCUCUUUGCCAAUUUUUGAUCUUAGAGUUUUAACAGACAACUUGUGGGUGAAAAUGUCCAUAGAUGUCCACAGUUCAUUCUUUGGAAACAUUUGUACCUCUGCAUUUAGCAGAUUUUGGGGACUAAAAUGGUUUUUAUGUUUUAAGAAUUUGUGUUUUGACGUGUUUAUAUUAUGUGUAAACAAACUUGUACAGUUCAGUUCACCAGUUUAUAGAAGCAUCUGUUUGAAUUCGUUUUUAUUUUUUAAAUGUUUGAGUUUUAAAUGUUUAAUUCAUUGUCCAAUAAAAGCUUUCUUUUGUGUUAAUACAUUCAUUA
Sinocyclocheilus grahami is the source of this 2507-nucleotide messenger RNA. RefSeq names its product kelch-like family member 7 (gene klhl7). Gene Ontology annotation, molecular function: protein binding. NCBI's taxonomy places the organism in Eukaryota, Metazoa, Chordata, Actinopteri, Cypriniformes, Cyprinidae. The record is from RefSeq and is a predicted model, not a curated record. The transcript is spliced from 10 exons. Gene Ontology annotation, cellular component: Cul3-RING ubiquitin ligase complex. The coding region runs from base 179 to 1960 and encodes 593 amino acids. Gene Ontology annotation, biological process: protein ubiquitination.